AUGAAGACAAAAGAGCAGCAUACGAAGGAUGGAAUUACUGGAUUGCCAGACGAGAUCCUCAUUGCCAUCCUGUCUCUUUUGACACUUAAGGAAGCUGCAUGCUCUAGUAUUCUCUCACGCAGAUGGAGAUAUUUAUGGAGAUAUACAACUGAUGAAAUGAGGAUUUCUCUUAAUUUUCGUGACCAAUACCCUCGCGAUAUCAAUGAUUGGAUUAAGUUUGUUAUCGAAAAGGGUGCUCAAAGGUUUAAAUUGGAUGCAUUGGGUGGCACUCAUCCUGGCCGGUGGCGUACGUUUUACAAAUUUUCAAGCACGGAAAACUUUAAAAUCUUAUUUAGGAUUUCACACAGUCAUCAUGUGUCAUGGAGUAUUGGUUCUGUAGCUGGCUUUUGUUCCCUAACAGCUCUUCGAUUGGUUGGUGUUGAUAUCACGGAGGAGAUGCUUGAGAAUUUCCCUAUUCAACUGUCCGUUUCUUGA
Molecule: messenger RNA, 474 nt
Organism: Cornus florida
Lineage: Eukaryota; Viridiplantae; Streptophyta; Magnoliopsida; Cornales; Cornaceae
Product: F-box/FBD/LRR-repeat protein At1g16930-like
Exons: 3
Coding region: 1-474 (157 amino acids)
Molecular function (GO): protein binding
Source: RefSeq, a predicted model, not a curated record